AUGGCAGCGGCAGCUAAACGCAAGGCGAUGGCUAAAGCUGUGAUGGCUGCUAGUGGUGGUGCGAGCAAGCAAGUUGUUGCUACGGUUCCGGAUGAUCUGAAGCGCCUUCGAUCGCCCAACCUGCUGAGCACACCAUCCACCUCAACACCGGCCAAUCGAGCUCCGAGUGUCACGACCCUGGCGACGAUGUCCUCAAAUGGGAGCAUCGAGGAAGCACUGGAGGAAAGUGUGAGGAGAUUGAAUCUGGACGUAGAGGAAGCACCCGCAGCGCCCAUGGAGAGCAGCGGCCCGGAUCCGGAGCAGCUGGAGACGCAGAUUGAAGCGGACGCCGCAGCAGCAGAGGAGACCUAUAUCCCAGCAACCCAGGACGAUAUCCCAGCAACCCAGGAAGACCCGAUCCUAGAAGAGAUCCCCGUACCGCCCCCGGCUGCUGACAAAGAGCCCACACCGGCGGAAGAGCUGGCGAAGAGACUGCAAGACCUUGCAGCACGCAUCAGCAGUGGGAAAGCUAGCGCGGAGGGGAUUCAGAAAGCACUUCUUCGACCGAGCUCGAUAGAUUUUGAGGAGCUGUUCCAAAGCAUGCAGACUGCAUCCAGCAUGCCCCCACCUCCUGUGCCUGCCAAGGCAUUUGCUAAGCCUGCUUUGCCUGACCUGAGCCUCGAAGCCCGAGCUACCAGGACAGCUGACUCCUACUUUGCUUCGCCCUUCCCGACUCCCCGAGAAGACCCAGAAGAGUCCAAGCCGCAGGGCGUGCAGCAGGCAGAGAAGGUUACAGCGGAGACCCCGGCCGAAAUUGCAACCCAGUCUGUGCAGCAACAGCAGAUUCAAGGCACCGGAGUUCCAUCCCAGCAGUCUGUGCAGGAGCAGCAGCAGCCAACGAAGACCCCGGCCGAAGUUGCAACCCAGUCUGCAGUGCAGCAACAGCAGAUUCAAGCCACCACCGGAGUUCCAUCCCAGCAGUCUGUGCUGACGCCAAUGGAGACCCAAGAAGCACAAGGCCCAGCCGAUUUGCAGCAACAACAGAUUCAGCCUGGCACCGGAGUUCCGCCGCAGCAGUCUGUGCAGCAGCAGCAGCAGAUUCAGGCCACCUCCGGAGUUCCAGCCCAGUCUGUGCCGACGCCAACGGAGACCCAGCAACUGCAGCAACAGCAGAUUCAGCCUGGCACCGAAGUUCCCCAGCUUUCUGUACAGCAGCAGCAGGCCGUGCCAAUGGAGACCCAAGUGCAAGUUGCAGCCCCUGAGCAGCAACAGCAGAUUCAAGCCACCACCGGAGUUCCAGCCCAGUCCGUGCCGACGCCAAUGGAGACCCAGCAAGCCCAGCAAGUGCAGCAACAGCAGAUUCAGCCUGGCACCGGAGUUCCAGCCCAGUCUGUGCCGACGCCAAUGGAGACCCAGCAAGUGCAGCAACAGCAGAUUCAGCCUGGCACCGGAGUUCCGCCGCAGCAGUCUGUGCAGCAGCAGAUUCAAGCCACCGCCGGAGUUCCAGCGCAGCAGCCGUUAGAGCAGCAGAGCCAAGCCAAAGCCAGCCCGAACCUAGCACUAGUACCCGCUGCAGCCGACCAGGGCAACAAGCCGACAGAGAAAGAAAUCCAGGACACUUCGGGGUGUAGGGGUUUGAAUAUUUAA
Molecule: messenger RNA, 1626 nt
Organism: Symbiodinium sp. CCMP2592
Lineage: Eukaryota; Dinophyceae; Suessiales; Symbiodiniaceae
Source: the annotation of a GenBank genome assembly